GCUGUUCCUGUUCGUGUUGUGGAGAGAGUUUACACACGAGCUGUAAAGCAAAGUGGAUUCUGCUUCACUUCAACGCCCGCGUUUUUACGUCAGUAUGAGAUAGUUCUUGUUUUUAACUCAGCGGAGCAGCGAGCAUUGGAUUUUUACCCCCAGGAGCGCCAACAUCAAAGGUCAUCGCCAUGAACAACUUACUAACAUCGGUGAGAUCUCUCAUGCAAAUGUUCGAUGGCAAAAAACAGGAAUUUAUUAAUGACAUUGACAAUGUCCACGUGGUUUGGCUUGAGGAGAUCCAACAAGAAGCCAAGCAAAUGUUUUCAAGAGAUUUUAAUGCUGAACCAGAAUUGAUGCCCAAAACACCAUCACAGAAAAAGAACAGUCGCAGGAAGCGUGUAUCUUUGGGACGCCAGGAAGAAAAUCAAGCUAAGCGAAGGUUUUCAAAGGGAAAACGCAGUAACCUCCGUGGCUCCUCUGUAAAAUCCCUGAACUUCAUUGUUGAAGAAGAAUCCAGACCCGAACCUUCCACCUCUGAAGCCAGCACCUCCGCACAACCUAAACGUGCCACCCGCAAAAACAAACAGAGUAAGCCAGAGGUGGCAGAGGAUGUGAGCCAUUCACCCAGUGGAAGUGACAAAACAGAAGAGGUGCAGAACAAGAAGCCAGAGUUGUUAGGGGAGGAAGAUGUAGAGAUAAACAAACAAUGGGGAAACAAUGCGGAGGUGGAGCCUGAUGACAUGUGUAGCAUCGCCCAGUCUCCACCAAAGAUGUCCUUACCUGAGGUUGUGGUCAACAUCUCCUCAGCCGAGCGCUUGUCUGCUGAGCUCGCUAAAAAGACAGAGCCUUCACCCGGCCGUUCAGCUGCUAAGAUUGCAAUAGCUGGAGCUGCUCAGAGCUCACGCCGGAGCUCGGUGCGGUGCUCUCUUAAGCUACGUCACUCGCUGGCUGGUAUGCGGCACAGUUUGACGCAGGAGUCUAUUCGCCGUGCAUCUCGCCGCUCUAUGCUUAAGAGGAAGACUUCUACUCAACAGGGCAGCUCCACAUGUAGCAGCGAAAUUAGUGAGGACUCUUGCAUGGACUCUGGUGAAGAAGAGGAUAAGGAGGCUGUGUGGGAGGCUGUACCUGCAGACACAUUGGACAAUGCCGCAGCAGAGGGAGCUAAGGAAGCUCCUCAGGCUAACCAGAGCUUACAUCCAUCUGUUGCACGUAUUACUCGUUCUGUGGCUGCACAAUCUCCCACUCUGGCGCCCCCAGCAUUAUUCACCUCUGAGCACAAAGUGAGCACCCCUGAAAAGAGGACAGUUUUUGCUGAGAAACACCAGACCCCCCAGUCAGGCCGAAGGUCACGUUUGAGUAUAAAACGUAAAGCACCAGAUACUGUGGAGGAAAGUCCAACAAAGAGGUUUUCUCCCCCAAAGAAAAGUCAGAGUGCAGUGAGGCCCAACAUGAGAUCUUUUCUCCACACUGUGCAGAAGAAUCAGAUGCUGAUGAUGACUCCAAAUUCCCUUGGCCGCACUGCUGCUAUCAAGUCCUUCAUCAAACACACCACUCCAAUGAGGGCUGACCCCAAGUUGAGUGUUGGUUUAGUGGCAAAAGAACGUCUAAAACUGGAAGCACUUAAAAAGAAGCAGGAGCAAGAGGAGGAGAGGAUGAAAAAAAUGGAGGAGGAUAAGAGAAGGAAACUGGAUGAACUUAAAAGGAAGAGGGAUGAGAGGCUGAGGAGGGUGUUUGAGGCCAAAGUCAAAGAAGAGCAGAGGGAUGAAGAAAAGAAAAAGAAAUUUGAGCAGAAAAUGGCUCAAAUUGAUGAAAUGAAAAAUGAUAAGCGCGUGGCAGAUGAGAAGGCCAAGAAGAAGGUGGUCCUGAAACGACAAGAGGAAAUGGAGCAGAAGAAGAAGUUGGAGGAAGAGGCUCGGAAGAAGAAGAUUCAACAAGCAGAGGAAGAGAAGCGGCAGCAGGAGCUGGUCAAAAAGAAGGCAGAGGAGGAGGAACAGCGAGUUCGUAAACUGGCUGAAGCUCGCAAAGCACUGGAGCUGAAGAGGGAACAGGAGCGAGAGAGAGAGCUGGAGAGAGAACGACAAGCUGCUGCUGAAAGGGAGCGAGUGGAAAAAGAAAAGGCUCUCGCUCUGCAGCGUGAACUGGAGAGAGCAGUGAGAGAGAAGGAGAGGAGAGAACUGGAAGAGAAAAGGAAGGCUCUUGAGGAAAAAAGAAAAAGGGAGGAGGAGCAGAGAUUGGCUGCAGAGCAGAAAGCUGCUAAAGAGAGAGAAGCUGCCAAACAGAGGGAGGCUGCUGCUAAACAGGCUGCUAAAGCACAGGCUACUGCUGCCCUAAAUGUGACUGUGGAUAUCGAGAACUCUGUAAUGAAAACACCGGUGGGAAAGGGUGGUGGCCUCAAUGUGACCGUGGAUAUUGAGAAAUCACCCCAGUCGUACGCCAUCACUCCAAAGGGCGGCAACAAACCUCUGACAUUGUCCAAAACCGCUGAGGAUUAUGGGAUGGACCAAAACAGUGACGACUCUACCGAUGAUGAGUCUGCCCCGAGGAAACCUAUUCCGUCCUGGGCUGAGGGUCCCAACCUGCAGCAGAUCAUCAUGAAGCAGUACUUCAACCCUCCUGACAUAGAAUCUUUCUUUGGGAAAAUUGAACCACCGAAACUGGAAAACAUCUUUUACAAGAGCAAGCCUCGUUAUUUUAAACGCACCAGCUCUGCCGUGUGGCACUCUCCUCCCGUUAAGGAGUAAAAUCUGUACACUAAUACAGAUCUACACUGCUGUAUAAAGUUAGAUUAUUUUUUUCCUAAGUCUCUUUCCAAUAAAGUAAUGUGUUUUUUUUUCUC
Platichthys flesus (European flounder) is the source of this 2827-nucleotide messenger RNA. It is a transcript of the gene incenp, whose product is annotated as inner centromere protein. Gene Ontology annotation, cellular component: chromosome passenger complex; midbody; kinetochore. Bases 180 to 2732 code for a protein of 850 amino acids. The record is from RefSeq and is a predicted model, not a curated record. Lineage: Eukaryota; Metazoa; Chordata; Actinopteri; Pleuronectiformes; Pleuronectidae. The transcript has 21 exons. Gene Ontology annotation, molecular function: protein serine/threonine kinase activator activity. Gene Ontology annotation, biological process: meiotic spindle midzone assembly; mitotic cytokinesis; positive regulation of protein serine/threonine kinase activity.